AACUAUAUAAUCUUAUGUUCUGUCCAGGAAAGUGUCUACUGGUCAAUGAACAUGAAUCCCUAUAAGUUUGGAUUGUCUGGCCCUGGUAGUACAUCUUACUAUAGUUCUUAUGAGGUAAAUGGUCAUUUGCCGAGAAUGGAGAUUGACAGGACUGAGUGGGAAUACCCUUCGACAAUUACUGCUGUGGAACAAGCUACAACUGAUUCUCCGCCUAGAAGAGAUGGAGUCACUAGCAUGCAGACCAUCCCUGAAGAAUGCAGUCCAAAUCAUCUUGAGUCCAAUAGUAGUAGCCAGGUAGGCAGCUUUCUUAUUAACCGAGCCACAAUUUUAGACCUUACCUAUUUGAAUGUUGGUUUAAUAUUCAAUCAUUUGUACUGGUAGGAACACUGGGUCCCCUAUGCUUGAAAUUUGGGAGACAUUAUUUCAAUGAUAGUUUGGUGUACAUGGCAUACUUUAAUGAUAAAUUGUGAUCUAUCUACUGCACACUUUUUUGGAUACUUUUAACACUUUUAUCAGUUAAUGUUGAUCAAAAUGAAUAUUACUCAAUUUAACUCUGGCCUCUUGGCCAAAAUAGUCCAUGAUUUCAGUUUUUGCAAUUAAUUUGUUUAAACUUUCUACAUUAUAUCCCUGUAGUUUAAACUUUGGCAAAUAGUCUGCAUAUACUUUCAAUGUGUGACAAACAACAAUAACCUUAUUUCCGUAGGUCAUGAGGUCGACUACAUGGAUUACACUAUGCACUGAGCUCUUAAUGUGACAGACAAACCCUCUAAUUUUUAUUUUAGCAAAUAGUUUGCCUAAACUUUACUUUAUGUCUAGUAAUCCUUGUGUUUAAUUUUAGGAAUUAAUAACAGGGGCUUAUUUAUUAUAAAGUUGAAAGCUUUACGGGGUUAGCAACAAACCAAAGUUGUAAACACUGCCAGUUGCACAACAGUCACAGUUAUACAGGGUGAUUUGCAAUUUAACCAUAAAUUUUACCAAACUUGUUUAAACUAUGUCUUUUCAGCUUAUUAGACUAGGUUCUUUGGAAUGUCAGAGUUAUAUCUUUAUAAUGCAACUGCUAGCCAUUCUCUGCCAGUUUCCUACUUAACCAUUUUCCCUCAUCUAAACUUUCCAGACCCUAGGCCAAUGAGACAAGAUGAACAAUUCCGCCCAUUGUGUCCGUGAUUUCUUUUGGGUCCUAACAUCAUUUACAAAAGUGGCAAAACAAUAUUUUUAUAGAUUUUCCCAAACAGCAUAUGAUCGGCUUAAUGCAAAGCACCCAAUGCUUCCUUUCCUUCACAUGCCGUAUCAUGUGCAUACCCAAUGCUGUGCGUACUUUUUGUACUUAUCUGAUACUUAUGUACUGAUGAUGCCCAAGGAGGGAAUGAUAUUGCACUAGGCAACGAGUGAUGAGAACCAGGUAUGGUAUUUGAAAUAAUUUUUCUUAUGUCGUCUAGAAACUAAAAGGAGUUUUGAAAUUACAUCAUUUAUUGUUAUUAUCAGGUUCCUGUGGACUUUGCCAUCCUAUCGAUCUCCGGUUAUGGGUU
This is a messenger RNA of Vigna umbellata (rice bean), 1526 nucleotides long. Lineage: Eukaryota; Viridiplantae; Streptophyta; Magnoliopsida; Fabales; Fabaceae. The record is from RefSeq and is a predicted model, not a curated record.